Iphiclides podalirius (scarce swallowtail) is the source of this 8283-nucleotide messenger RNA. The record is from the annotation of a GenBank genome assembly. NCBI's taxonomy places the organism in Eukaryota, Metazoa, Arthropoda, Insecta, Lepidoptera, Papilionidae.
AUGAUCUUCACUAUUUCUCAGGCGGCGGUAGCUUUUCUGCUGAUCUCCAGCAUCGCUCCAUCGCCGCGUUUGGAAGAUGGUGCGUUCUUGCGAAGUGCAGUGGAAACUAUUCCAGAGCACGACCCUAUUGCACAACCAAUACGAGCGUCCGUUGAAAGUAUACCACUCAGGAAUCUACGGGAUGAAGGGGAUGGACGUCUGCCCUUGAGAGACGCUGUUGAGAAGCGACCAAUCCCUGUGAUAGAUCCUAAAUUUUUGUCUAAUGUCAUUGAGACAAGUGAUAAUUUACUGGAAAAUGUACCGAGUUUCGAAGACUACAAUGAGUAUUACGGAGCUGCUAGCCAUUUAAACAAGGCUCCACCGUUGGCAUAUACCGCAGGCCUGGUGCCCCGCUCUUGCACACACCUACACUACGCCUUUGCUGGCAUCCAUCCGCACACCUAUGCUGUCAUACCUUCCAACGAAGAUUACGAUAUUAUCAAAGGUGGUUAUCGAAUCGCCACUGGAUUGAAGAGACGCCUCUCCGGACUCCGGGUAUUGAUAAGUAUCGGUGGUGACGGCACUGGACGUCUGUUCAGCGAAAUGGUACAGGAACCUUACAGAAGAAGCGCGUUCAUUGACAGCGCACUUGCAUUUUUACAAGAGCACGACUUUGAUGGUAUUGAUCUGCAUUGGAUUUAUGCCGGGGAUAAGGAUGACAAGGAAAAAGAGCUGUUGACGACUUUGCUUUACGAGCUUCGUGAAAAAUUGUCAUCGUAUGGAUACCUUCUCUCUACCGUACUACCGCCAUUUAGAUACCAAAUUGAGGACGGGUACGACUUGAGUGCGGUUAGUGGCGCUACCGAUUACGCGAUCUUACAAGCAUGGGACAUGACACACGGCAAGCGCGAUGAUCCACCGUCAAGAGCUGUUCAGCACAGCGCCCUUCAUCGUGACCCUGGCGCUUCAGCCCGAGACCAACGAUAUGACAACGUUGAAUUUAUGGUUAAGUACAUUCUUCGCCACGGUAUGUCCGCUGAAAAGUUAGUAUUGGGAGUUCCUUUAUUCGGUCGGAGCUACACUUUAUCUCCAUCGACGUUGCCAGCCCCUGGAGCUUCUAUCAGCGGAUGGGGUGAUGAGGGACCCUACACACAAACACGAGGAAUGUUAGCCUACUUUGAGAUUUGUAUGGCUGAACGCGAAGGUAAAGGAACGAGCGGCUUGGAUGAAGCUGGAAAUUCGUUUGCAGUUUUCGACAAUCAAUGGGUGACAUAUGAUACCCCAGACACAAUUCUAGAAAAGAUGAAAUUCAUAAUAAGCGUAGGCUUAGCUGGAGCAGCGGCUUGGGCAUUAGACAUGGACGACUUCCGUGGCCUUUGUGGAUCACCAUACCCGAUGAUGAGCGCCAUUUCAACGACAUUGAAUGGAGAGUCGACGCAAACAGAUCAGUCAUCCCUUAAGAUAGGAUCAUGUGAAGCAGAAACACCAUAUUUAGCGUCUGAUGAAGAAUCCUGCGCACACUUCCAUUUCUGCACUGGUGGUAUUAAUUACAGGAUGCUUUGUGAAGAUGAACGGCUUUAUGAUCCAUCAACCGGUUUUUGUGGGCACCAGGAUGUGGCGAAAUGCAUACCCGGACAAAGCUUGCGGAUAAGCGUCGAAGACGCUGCACGAUUUUUAUCACAGGCUUAUGAAAAUGAUUUUGAGUGGAGUAAAGAUGGAUCCCACAAUAAAGAAACGGGGCAACUACUCGACUCGUCACAGUCUGAAAUUAAAAAGAGCAGAGAUAAUGAUAAGCGUGUUGUCUGUUAUAUGACGAGUUGGGCGUUUUAUAGACGAGGCGACGGCAAAUUCGUCCCCGAACAUAUAGACACGCGCCUUUGCACACAUAUAGUAUAUGCUUACUCCUCUUUGUUGACCGACGAUCUAGUUAUCAAAGAGUUUGAUCCUUGGGCGGACAUAACAAACAAUUUAUAUGAACGUGUCACUUCUCUCCAAGAUGUUAAAGUUCUUUUGGGAUUAGGAGGCUGGACGGAUUCGGCGGGAGAUAAAUACUCACGCCUAGUAUCAUCUAGCGCUGCUCGUACUAAAUUUGUUGUUAAAGCUGUCAGCUUCCUCAGAAUGCAUAACUUCAAAGGCCUCCAUUUAGAUUGGAAUUAUCCUGUCUGUUGGCAGAGCAAUUGUAAGAAAGGCGCAAGGUCCGAUAAACAAAACUUUGCUAAACUAGUGCAGGAACUAUCUAAAGCAUUGCACGCGGCUGAUAUGGAACUGGGGGUAGCUCUGUCCGGAUACAAGGAGGUUAUUGAAGCGGCGUACGACCUGCCCGUCAUAUCUAAAGCUGCCGAUUUUAUGAGCACCAUGACAUACGAUUACCACGGCGGUUGGGAAAGGUCUACCGCACAUCAUACACCGCUGGUUCCAGCUACAAGAGACGCUCUAUCUUAUUAUUCAAUCGAGUAUGCGAUUAAGGCAAUGAUAGAGGGCGGUGCGGAUCCCAAAAAGCUAUUACUGGGACUAGCAUUCUACGGGCAAUCGUAUCGAUUGGCAGAUGUCGAAGGACCAAACGGACCAGGGGCGUCGGCUGCGGGGCCCGGUGAGCCAGGCGAGUUCACUAAACAGCCAGGAAUGUUAUCUUAUUACGAAAUUUGUUACAGAGUGAAAAACUUGCGCUGGAAGACUGGUAGACAAGACCGCGCAGGUCCCUACGCAUACUCAGAUAAUCAAUGGGUUGGAUACGAUGACCCUAAGUCUAUCCGUGAUAAGGUUGAAUGGGCUCUCCGGCAAGGCCUGGGUGGCGUGACCGCUUGGGCGAUCGAUCUGGACGAUUUCAACAACCGCUGCUGUGCUGAGCCAUCGCCGCUUCUCCGGGCUGCCGGCCGCGCCCUGGGCCGCAACGUGCCGGAACCGCCCACGUCUCCUUGCGAAAGGCCUCCAGAGCCCGUCACACCGGCACCUCCAACCACCACGCCCGCCGAAUCCGAUGGUUCCGUCAUCGGUACGACCGAACACCUCCACGACCAUCACGAACACGAUCACACGACCAAACCAACUUCGACCACCUGGCCGGGAUGGAAACCACCAUCCACAACGGCCAUGACUUGGUGGCCACAAGCGACUACAACAAGCAUGAAACCUACGACAACAAAACCCACAACUACCGAACGAACAACAAUCAGAACAACUACCACGCGUCGACCUACCACUGAAGAAAUGGAUUCAGGUGUGGAAGGGUCAUCUUGUGAGGCAGGGGAGUACCGAGCAGCUCCCGGGGACUGCGAAGCGUACUUGCAGUGCGAAGGUGGACAAUGGCGCAAGCACCGUUGUGCUCCAGGACUACAUUGGUCUGCUAAAACUGGUCGUUGCGACUGGCCCAGCUUUGCUAAAUGUACAGAAAAACCACCAAGUGAAGCAAGUACGGCAACGACCACCCUCGCUCCGAUGACUUCUCGCCCGCCACCAACAACAACAACCAGACGUACCACUACCUCGCGGCGAACAACAACCACCACUACCACUACAACAACUACAACUACUACGACAACAACGCCCAAGCCGAAGCCCACAACGACCAGGACCACCACAACAUCCGCUCCCUCAAUAGAAGAUGGCGUCGGAGCAGGACAGCCAUGCAAUGGACAAGAUUACCAAUCCGUCCCCGAUGACUGCAAUUCAUACUUGCACUGCGACGGUACCAUGUGGCGUCUCCAGCGCUGUGCUCCUGGCCUACACUGGAGUCCCAAGCAGAAGCAUUGCGACUGGCCGAAAUAUGCUAAAUGCGAAGCUUCUGCUCAGAAAACUACGACCACUACACCAAAACCUACUCGGCCCUCAAGACCGACUAGACCACCUACAACUACAACAACAUCUUCGAGCUUAGAACAACAAGAAGAUGGAACUUGUGGUGACAAUGAAGUACACGCCCCAGCAAGCACAUGCGAUGCAUACUUGCUUUGUGUAAGUGGCCGCUGGCGAAAGCAGCUCUGUCCACCCGGCCUGCACUGGGAUAAACGCUCUAACCGUUGUGACUGGGUUGAAUUCGCUAUGUGUGAAGACCGGCGAAAAGUGACGUCUGCCGCUAUGGUCGAUAGCACCAAGUUAACCACUACAAAUGACGUACAAGAAGUAGAGAACACGGAAGACAAAACAACAUUUUGCGAAAACGGUCAAUAUGACAGAGACCCUACGGAUUGCACACGUUAUCGCCACUGUCUUUUCGGUAAAUUUGAAGAGUUCUCAUGCAGCGCCGGGUUGCACUGGAAUCAGGAGAAACAAAUAUGUGACUGGCCACAAAGUGCAAAAUGCAAAAUACAGAAGGUGACAACCACCACACAGCCAACCUUGAUGGAUCCAGUUAUAGAUUCUAUUGUUGAACCUGAAAUACCUAUAAAACCAAUUGAAUCUUCUCCCACUACAACUUCAGUAGCGCUAAUAGAUCCUGCGUCUAGGCCUCCUCUUCUAAAUUCACGAUACAAAUUGGUUUGCUAUUACACAAAUUGGUCGUGGUAUCGCCCUGGCCAUGGAAAAUAUGGCCCUGAAGACAUUGACCCAACUCUUUGCACCCACAUUGUGUACGGCUUUGCAGUUUUAGGGUCUGACGGAUUAAUCACUCCUCAUGAUCCUUGGGCUGAUCAAGAAAAUCGUUUGUACGAGAGAGUAGUAGAAUACAAGAAAUAUGGCAUUAAAGUAUCCAUAGCAAUAGGUGGAUGGAAUGAUUCUGUUGGAGACAAAUAUUCAAAAUUGGUUAAUGACCCUUCAGCACGUGCAAGAUUUAUCAAACACGCCGUGGAAUUUAUCGAAAGAUACGGCUUUGAUGGUUUGGACUUAGAUUGGGAGUACCCGAAAUGUUGGCAGGUCGAUUGUUCAAUGGGACCUGAUUCAGACAAAGAAGGUUUUGCGGAUUUAGUCCGUGAGUUAUCCGCAGUAUUAAAACCUAAAGGUUUGUUACUGUCUUCAGCCGUCUCACCAAGUAAGAGAGUAAUAGAUGCUGGUUAUGAUGUACCAGUUCUGGCAAGGCAUUUAGACUGGAUUGCUGUUAUGACCUACGAUUACCACGGUCAAUGGGAAAUGAAGACUGGCCACGUUGCACCCCUAUACUAUCAUCCUGAUGACGAUACAACAUAUUUCAAUGCUAACUAUACUAUGCACUACUGGAUGGAAAAGGGUGCCCCAUCUUCCAAACUUGUUAUGGGCAUACCGAUGUACGGUCAAACAUUCACAACAGAACCUGUGUCUGACAUUAGUUCCCUGAACAUUUGUGAACGUAUCAUGAAUAGAAAAUGGAAGGUAGUUAAGGAUCCUCUACAACGUAUGGGUCCAUUUGCAUACAAAGGCAACCAAUGGGUAUCUUUUGACGAUGUAGAUAUAAUCAAGAAAAAAGUUAACUUUAUCAAAUCAUUGGAUCUUGCUGGUGGGAUGGUUUGGGCACUCGAUCUCGACGACUUUAAGAACAGAUGUUAUCAAGGCCGACAUCCGCUUCUUAACGCAAUAAAAAAUGAAUUAUUGAAUCCAAAAAUUGAAUACGAACAACCUCAAUCCGUGCCAGAUACACAUAAUGAAAUAGACGAAGAUUUGGAAGAUAUCGAAGUGAGACCCGCGGUCACUAAACCUAAGCCUACUACUACUGUGCGACCGAUCAAACAAACAACACCCUAUACUACGACAACUUCCAUUACUACUAAGAAACCAGCUCCUCCAGUUAGUAUGGACGAAGAAGAGCAAUACAAAAUUGUGUGCUACUACACAAACUGGGCCUGGUACAGGCCGGGAUCAGGAAAGUACACCCCGAAUGACAUUGAUCCAUCAAUGUGCACGCACAUUGUAUACGCAUUUGCUGUCCUUGAUAACAAUAAAUUAGUAAUCAAACCUCAUGAUAAUUGGCUAGAUGUUGAAAACAAAUUCUACGAGAAGGUAGUGGCGUUAAAGAGUCAAGGUGUAAAGGUAUUACUAGGUUUGGGUGGUUGGAAUGAUUCCGCCGGAGAUAAGUACUCACGCCUAGUCAACAACCCUUCAGCUAGAAGAAAAUUCGUCGUGCAUGCACUGGACUUUCUGGAACAGUAUGAAUUCGAUGGAUUAGAUCUCGACUGGGAGUAUCCUAGAUGUUGGCAAGUAAACUGUGAAAAGGGUCCAAGCACUGACAAGCAAGGAUUUGCUGAUCUCAUCACGGAACUGCGCUCAUCAUUUGUCCCGCGUGGUCUUCUCCUUUCUGCAGCAGUUUCAGCCAGCAAACAAGUAAUUGAUGCUGGAUACAACGUACCUGUUUUGGGCAAGCAGCUUGAUUGGAUAGCUCUAAUGACUUAUGAUUACCACGGACAGUGGGAUAAAAAGACGGGCCACCUUGCUCCCAUGUACGCUGGUGAUGACGGUACCGAUCAAACCUUCAAUGUGAACUACACUGUUAACUACUGGAUUAAGAAAGGUGCUCCUCGUGAGAAACUUGUAAUGGGAAUACCAUUUUACGGCCAAUCGUUCUCGUUAUUAGAAAAUGCUGGCAAUGGUUUGGGUGCACCAACUUAUGCCGGAGGUGACCCAGGGGAUGAGACAAGAGCACGAGGAUUUUUGGCUUUCUAUGAGAUUUGCGAACGCAUUAGAAUGCAGGGAUGGAACGUAGUCCGAGAUCCUGCCGGUAGAAUGGGUCCAUAUGCCACCAAAGAUGACCAAUGGGUAUCUUUCGAUGACGAAUUUAUGAUUCGUCACAAGGCAGAGUACAUUCGCGCCACUGGUUUGGGUGGAAGUAUGAUUUGGACACUGGAUCUGGAUGAUUUUAAGGGACAAUAUUGCGGUUGUGGCAAAUCACCCCUUCUGUCUACCAUCAACUACGUUCUACGCGGACGUGACGCACCUCCAAGAUGUUCUUUGGAAGAAAUUCAAAGUACAACGACGAGUGAAAGCACUGAAACUGCGAUGACUACAACGCCGACGCCAGAACCCGAAAAAGAAUCCGAUAUCGAAAUUUCUCCCGAUGAGAAUACGUUGGAAGGCAAAGCGUGUUCGGAGAUAACGUUCAAGGCAGACGAUUCAGAUUGCAGCAAAUACUACCUUUGUAUCAACGGACAGUACAUCGAACUUACUUGUCCGGCACCGUUAGUUUGGAACAAGAAUCACUGCGAUUGGCCGGAGAAGGCGCAAUGCAAAGGCAAAGCAAAUCUUAGGCUUACAGAUGGUGAAGCAAUAGAAGAAAACAUAGAUAAACCUAUAAUAGCGUGCUAUUUCACAAACUGGGCUUACUACAGGCCAGAUAAAGGCAAGUUUGGCCCUGAACAAGUAGAUGCGUCUCUAUGCACGCAUAUAAUAUACACAUGGGCCCAUCUCAACAGUAGCACAUUUAAAUUAGUUCCUGGAAUUCCAGAACUUGACGUCGACAAUGAUUUCUUCGGUAAAAUAUCGGAAUUGAAAUUAGAAGGUGUCAAGGUGAUCCUUGGUGUUGGUGGUUUAAAUGACUCCCGUGGAAACAAAUGGAGCGAAAUGGCCAAAAGCAGUGAUAACAGGAAAACUUUCAUAGAAUCAGUUUUAUCUAACAUGAAGAGAUGGAAGUUUGACGGUUUGCACGUUGCUUGGCAGUACCCUGUGUGCGGACAGGAAUCAUGUACAGAAAUUACGUAUGAUGGUGCAGAUAAGAACAAUUUUAAUGCCUUACUGUCAGAAUUAUCAAAGACCUUGCACCAACACAACUUAGAACUGUCGGCAGCUGUGUCACCUAACCCACAAGUCGCCGCGGCCGCUUACAACCCAGAAAUCCUCACAGCGACCCUAGAUUGGAUAGCGAUUGCUGCCAACGAUUACUAUGGCUCGUCGAACAGACGCACGGCAUAUUUAUUACCACUACAAACCAGUCCAUCUUCAGAAAUUGGCGACUUUAAGUCAAUUCUAGCUUACUGGUUGGGUGUGGUCCCGGCGCGUCAGCUAGUAAUGAGUAUUCCAGCUUAUGGCAGAUCCUACACGCUCAGAAGCGAACUCUUCGUGCUCCCUGGCUCUCCCACCACGGGGACUGGUGACGCUGGAAAUUACACACAAGUGCCCGGCUUCUUAGCCUACAAUGAGAUUUGUCGCGGAGUAAAAUCACAGUAUUGGGAAGAGCUGUCUAUUGAUGAAGGAACGUGCGCUGUACACGGGUCCCAAUGGGUGACGUACCUGCGACCACAAGAGGUAUUCCGUAUAAUAUCCACUUCGUCGAGGAUGGGUAUGCGAGGGGCGGCUCUGUGGUCGCUCGACCUGGAUGAUUGGCGCGGAGAGUGCUCCUGUGAGCCUUGGCCGAUUCUCACCGCAUUGAGACAAGGACUACUUGAACCCAACAUUUCGCCUACAUUGUGC